Staurois parvus is the source of this 408-nucleotide messenger RNA. NCBI's taxonomy places the organism in Eukaryota, Metazoa, Chordata, Amphibia, Anura, Ranidae. The record is from the annotation of a GenBank genome assembly.
AUGCAGACUUCUUCUACAAACAUUUGUGAAAGACUGUGCAAUAAGUCCAUCCUUGAAAUUUUCUUGCUACUAAAUAUUCCACAGACAACUGUUAGUCUUAUUAUAACAAAGUGGAAGCAACUGGGAACAACAGAAACUCAGCCAUGAAGUAGUAGGCCACAUAAAAUGACAGAGCGGGGUCAGCUCAUGCUGAAGCGCAGAGUGCGCAGAAGUUGUCAACUGUCUGCAGAGUCAAUAGCUAAAGACCUCCAAACUUUAUGUGACUUUCAGAUUAGCACAAAACAGUGUGUAGAGAGCUUUAUGGAAUGGGUUUCCAUGGCCGAGCAGCUGCAUCCAAGCCUUACAUCAUCAAGUGCAAUGCAAAGCGUCAGAUGUAGUGGUGUAAAUCACGCUGCCACUGGACUCUAG